Molecule: messenger RNA, 1646 nt
Organism: Lycium ferocissimum
Lineage: Eukaryota; Viridiplantae; Streptophyta; Magnoliopsida; Solanales; Solanaceae
Product: zinc finger protein ZAT9-like
Exons: 1
Coding region: 447-1421 (324 amino acids)
Biological process (GO): regulation of DNA-templated transcription
Source: RefSeq, a predicted model, not a curated record
AUUGUUAUAAAUUUUCAUUUGGAAAAAAAAAAAAAACCAAAUACGAAAAAAAAAAAAAGAUUAAAGGGCUAUUUAGGAAAUGUAGAGAUGGGAUGGAAAUAAAUGCAAAAAUCGCAUGUUACAUGUCCUUCCCAUUCACUCUCUCUGCCUUCAUGCAUACGCUUUAAUUGAACUUUUCUCUUUUUUCCUCGUUAUUAAUUACCUUUUGCCGUUUUAAGUAAAACUAAUUUACUCCAGAAUGAAUCCAAAUCCAAUUUAACAAAUAUCAAAAAUCAGAUUUUUUAUGGUCAGUCUUUAAAAGUACUUCCAUUUGUAUAUAUCACUUUGUGGAGGAAUGCUUGUUACCUACUCCUUUAUAAGCCUCCACUCUCCACAAAACACACACACACACACACACAAAGUGAACAAAAAAAAGUUGAAAUUUCUUUGAAGUUAGUUUGUGUGUGAUGGAGAAACACAAGACAUGUAAGUUGUGUUCAAGGAAGUUUGCUAAUGGAAGAGCUUUAGGUGGGCAUAUGAGAUCUCACAUGAUGAAUUUACACACACAACAACAAGAGCAAGAACAAGAGAAACAGAUUAAUCAGCAAAUCAGCGAUGAAACAGACUCAAUUCCAUCAUCUUCAUGGUUGUCUGAAGAAGAAAAAGGUAAAAUCUUGAAUUCUUGUGAAGGUGCUGCUGAUGACUCAGUUGUUGUUCUUCCAGAUAAAGAAAGUGAGACUGAAUCAUCAAAAAAUCCAACUCGUUCUAAAAGAUCCAAAAGGGUAAGAAAAUCAAGAAAACUCAAUUUUGUGAAGAUAACAGACUACUCAUCACUGGUUGAACCUGAGCCAGUUAGUUCAAUCUCAGAGACUUCACCUGAAGAAGAUGUUGCACAUUGCUUAAUGAUGUUAUCUAGAGAUAAAUGGAUUACUAAACAAGAAGUUGAUGACUACUCUGAUGAAGAAGAGGAUAAUUCAGAGGAUUCUGGAGAACAAGUUAAAAUAAUUACAAAGACUAAGGGGAGAGGUAAGUAUAUAUGUGAAACAUGUAACAAAGUUUUCAAGUCUUAUCAAGCAUUAGGGGGACAUAGAGCAAGUCACAAGAAGAUUAAAGUUGCAAGUGUUAAUAAUAACAAUGAAGUGGUGGAAAGUGGAAAUGUAGUAGUUGAAGAGAAGAUACAUGAAUGUCCUGUUUGUUACAGAGUUUUUUCAUCAGGACAAGCUUUAGGUGGACAUAAAAGAACACAUGUUAUUGGUGUUGCAGCAACAAAUGUUAGUGUUCCUGUUGCUGCAAAAAUAGAAUUUUCAAGAACUGGUGGAACCAGUUUAAUAGAUCUUAAUCUUCCACCUCCAAUGGAAGAUGAUGAUGAAAUUAUUAGCCAAGUUGAAGUUUCUGCUAUUUCUGAUGUUGAAUUUGUCAACCCCAACAAAAAUCAGAGGUAAAGUUUUAUUCUUUUUUUAUUUUGGUUAAUUUUCAGAGGCUAUGUAGGAAAGGAUUAUGGAUCCAAGUGAAAUUUUCCUGGGAAAAUUGGGGUUGAUUUUCCAUUAGCUUUUACUCAAUUCAAUAGUUUUGACUGUAAUCCAUAUUUACUGUUGAGAGUGUUCUGUUAAUGUAAAAUGUAACAGCUAAUUUUACAACAUUUACUGAUAGAGGAGAAUAUCAGAUCA